AUGGCAUCUCAGUGGCCCAUAUACAGUCGCGAACAGCUCGUCAAAUAUGUCAGCUAUAUUUAUAACCUCCCGUUAGACCAAGGAUUGACCAAACUGUCUGAAAUUGAGGAUCUCGUCCGGAGUGACCCUCUCAAGGCAUUAACUACGCUUCAGCAACGGCAGCUCGCAGCCAUACCGUUUUCAAAUGUGGUGCUACACUACUCGCAGCACCGUACCAUCUCCCUGGACCAUGACCACCUAUUCCACAAACUCAUUGAGAGGGGCCUGGGUGGCUACUGCAUGGAAAACACAAACAUCCUGGCCAUCGUGAUGCGCUCGUUGGGAUACCAGCUUUACACAACAGGAGGAAGAGUGAGCAAGACUUAUGAUGGGCCUAAUGCUACUGGCGAGUUUACCGGAUGGGGCCACAUGAUACUGAUAGUGACCAUUAAAGGGAAAAAAUACAUGGUCGAUGUUGGCUUUGGACCGAAUGGCCCAACCCGCCCAGUCCCGCUUGAGGAGAAUAAACCCCUUACGUCCUUCAUUCCCGCACACAUGAGAUUGAUCAAAGACAACAUCAAGCCCAAUGUUGAUCAAAGCCAACGGCUCUGGAUAUUCCAAACCCAACCUAAUCCUGAAAGUGAAUGGAGAGAUGCCUUCUGCUUUUACGAAAUCGAGUUCCUGCCCCAAGACUAUGAGAUUAUGAACUUCUGGACAAGCAAGCACCCUAAGAGCUUCUUCACAAAGAAAUUUUUUUGCACCAAAUUCCUUCUGAAUGAGGCGGAAGACGAUAUCAUCGGUACCUUAGUGUUGAUGGGGAUUUAUUUGAAACGGAAUAUCAAUGGGAAUGUAGAGGAGCUCGCCAGCUUUAACUCUGAAGAUGAAAGAAUUUCUGCAUUAGGAAGGUGGUUUAAUGUACAUCUCGAACCUUUGGAAGUUCGAGGAAUGAGGGACUCGGUCGUGGAAAUUUAG
Paracoccidioides brasiliensis Pb18 is the source of this 951-nucleotide messenger RNA. RefSeq lists its product as uncharacterized. The transcript has 3 exons. Bases 1 to 951 code for a protein of 316 amino acids. Gene Ontology annotation, molecular function: acetyltransferase activity. The record is from RefSeq and is a predicted model, not a curated record.